AUGUCUGCUCUCUAUCUGUCAAAGGUGGCACCUCAGGAAUCAACACAGAGUCUUUUAAAACCGGCACAAGAUCAGCUAUCUGAAUCUGGGAAAGGAGCCAAACUAACCAAGGACUCAAUGAUGAGAACAUUGCUUUGUUCUUCAAAGAUGGCCGAAGAUUCCCAACAGAGCAAAGAUGACCUCCCUCCACUUCCUUCAACCAGACAUCAGCCAGGAACGGAAGACUUCUCUGGGGCACAUUUCCAACGGCCCAGGCCAUCCCAGUUCUCCAAAGGAAAUUUAUACCAACAGCGGCAGAAAUGUGAGCUGAGGAGACUUCUGAAGCACACUCACCCAGAGCUGAAGAUGUUGGAUGACGUUGUGGACGAGGAGCUUGCUGAGGUUUUGAGCUCAGAUACUGGGGUGACAACUGGCGGAACUGGAUACGAGGGAGAGGUCCUUUCAAGAUGCUUGAUAUUUGAGAACUGUACCUUGGGUGACAAAGUAUCUCCUUGCACCCCCAAGAGACAGAUGGCAGAGGGAACAAGGGAAAGAGGUGAUGUCAGUAAAACAUCAGCUGUAACUGAGGAACAGGAAGAAAGCCCAUGUAGUGAAAGUGUUAAAGAGAUCUUGGAGGAUGACAAAACGUUUGGCGCCAGUCUAGAUCCUCACAAUCUGUGUGAGGAGGAUAAGAUAAGAAUAGAUGUUCAGGCUACCAGAAGGAUAUUUGAGAGUCAGUCUGUGAAAACAUCCAGACUAAAUCCAGAUCAGAAGUUCCAGGGGAAAGCUUCUAUUUCUGGGGAUGAGACAGGGGCGGUCCAAAAACAAAGACAGCAGGGUAGAGAAGAGAAUCUACACAUUGAAAACAAAAGCAAUGCAUGUACCAAAAGUCUUGAUUUGACAGAUCAGCUCCAUAAACAAGGUCCAUGUGUUCAUAUCAUUGGUCAAAGCACUGACCACUCGUUUUCUGGCAGGGAAGAGGUCUCUACGGGUGAGACACUCUUUGAGGAUGAGCAUAUAAGCCUUCCUGAUGCAGAGAAACUAAUCAAAACGAGUGCAGCUCUUUUUGAAAACAAUCCAUUUAUCCAAACAAACAUAGAAAGAGAGCAUUCCUAUGUGCAUACUUCAAAAUCCCAAAGCCCAGCAGGAGACAGUGGAGCAGCUCAGGACUACCCAAUAGCCAAUGUCAAGAACAGAGCCAAUUUGUUUGAAUCAAUGCCGUUUGACAAAAUUAAGCAUCAGAACAAGGAAGAGGUUGAGACGAUGGUGGAGAACAUCAAGGAAACACUUAAUUCCCUUUAUCACGUUAAUGCCAUACAUUCAGGCGGCUCAAUCAUUGAGGUGAAUGAGACGAUGAUAGCUAAAAAGGCCAAAUUCACACUGACAUCAGAGAGUGGGCCAAAGAUAAAUUAUGAUGAGGUGGCUGAAGGUGGUGCACAAAACCUCAUACUCCAGUUGCUACCACGCACAAACCUAAAGCGGGAGAUCAUUUACCUAAAGGAGGAUAGCAAAGGCGGUAUGGAGGCAACAGUGGUGAAUGUACCUGUGCACCAGCAUCACUUCCAUACCAACCAAGACACAGAGUUUAAAACUGCCAAUGUGGUUCAGGUUGUUGAGGAUAUUCUCAAUCAAGAUAACUCUCUGCGGAAAGGAGUGAUAAUCCAGGAGGAUGUGGACAGAUGUGCUGAAGUCACUGUUUACUCCCUCUUCAGUUAUUUUGAUGAGGAAGACGUGAAAAGUUACUAUCCUACACAAGAUGCAGUGUAUGAUGAACCAGAGCCAGAAAGAGUUGAUGUGAGUAAAACAGACAAUCAAGGACUAAGAAAAGGUGCUGUUGAAUCAACCAUAAGCUGCCUUCUAGAAACUUCUAAAGACCAACCCUGCCAGGGAUCAAUAAGGCCUGAAAUCACAACGAAAGGCAAUGUAAAACUGUUCAAGAGUUGUAUUGAAACGGGAGAUUUGGAGUACUUGAAAAGUCUUCAGGCUGAGGCAACAGUGCAAGAACAAGAGCCCCUCUACCAAAAUGUGGCUGGACAAGGCAUGGAGCUUCAUCAUGAACAGAGAGGUGAUCAGGCAGAGGAGAAUACUUCAGAAUGGGUCCCAGUGGAUAUAAAGAGACUGAAAAACAUUUUCUCUGGAGAUCAAAGACCAACUCAACCAAAACAAAAUCUAUACCAAAAUCUUGCCCAAUCUACCACCAUUUCUUGUGCAGUCAAAGGUCAAAAUGUGACACUUCAAAAGAGCCAGUCCUCUACAGAAAGCAAUGUUGGGGUAUUCUCCCACAAGCAACUGAACAAAACCUUUAGCGAGAGUGGUGCCCACAUGGAAAAGGAGGCUUGCCACUCUACAGUUGCACCACAGGGAUCAUACCUGUAUCUCGAGACACAGGACGAUGACAGGGUCCACCAGGCUGAAUUAGUCGAGGUGGUGGAUGACAAUGAUGAGAUCUCUAACCUCCAAACUGCGAUACAUAGUCUCCAACAGGCCACAAUCGAGGCUAAAUCUUUGCAUCCGUCAUCACAAGAAAAAAAGCAGUUCCUUGUUCAAGAAUCAUCGAAGGAACCUGUUGUCUCAGUUACAGCAGGUAAUGUCAAACAGUCAACAGAAGCAAAACUACCGCAAGAAACUGAGGACCAAAAAGAGGACCAAUGCCUGAAGCCAAGUUGGGAUGAAGUCCCAUCGGCCAAUUACAUCACCUCAGAACAUAAAUCCGGCCGCCGACAUGAGAAUACAGAGACUUGUGAUAAAGACAUUAAUUCUGAAAACGAACAAACUACUGACGUAUGCAGCAAAAGCUCAGAAACAACAGCUGAACAGGCAGAGGAUGAGGAAGCUGUUUUUCAGGGUAAACUUCAAGCAGCUCUGAAUUCCCUGGAGAGAUCCAACAUUAAUGUCAGUCGAGGUGAUUUCAGAGCAGCUAUGAUAUACAGAAACUCUUCCAAGCCUCACAAAGAAAGAUCGCAUGCAGUGUCUAGUCAAGAGACCACUGAGGAGGAGCUUUGCCCCAUGACUGACCCUAAAUCAACUCAAGCACCACUGAGACAAGAGGUCUCCAAAGAACAAGAGACCCCAGCCAAUGCAGAACUCCCAAGCCAAAGUGAAACGUUAAAUAAACCAGCCAUCUCAAAGAAAAGCAAAAGGCCUGUUGGUCAAAAACCAGCCAUCCCGCCUAAACCUGAGCAUUUGAAAGUGAAACAAAGAGAUAUUCAAUCAGUCAAGGAUGAACAUGAGCAAGAUCUGUACAGGAAUAACAGUAAUACAAACUCAGGACCUGAUUUAGUGAAUACUCAAGGAAAUGAGCUUUUUAAUGAAGCUAUGCCAAUGUCUCAGGAAAUUGAAGUGAGACAUCAAGUCCAAGGUUCAGUUGUUACCUUGGAAAGUGAUUCCACAGAUCAGAAUACCAAUAAUCAACACCAGGAGAUAACCGUCACAGCAGAAGAGAAAAAAACCCAGGAUUUCCCAAUCAAAGAGAAUAUGAAUGAAAAGGAUGAAAGCCAUGUAGAUUUUCACGAAGCAUGCAAGAAAUUUGGAGGAAAAAAGGUGUUUCCAGUUAAGAAUGCUCCUGUAAAGCCAAAAAGAGUCAAAAUUGCCCAGCCUGACAACAAAAACCCAAAACACAUGUCUGGAGAUAAUAAUUCCUCUACUCUUGAUCAUGUGGUUGAGGAACCACAACUAACUCUUACUGGCCCACCACACAAUAACCCAAACACUGACAGCACAGACAGAAACGAAAAAGAGAUGAAACAAGAAAGCAAAGUUGAGAUGAGGGAAAAGAAAGGACGAACGGAGACAGAGUACGAACGCCGACAGCGUCUGUCAGUUCACAUGGAUGAGAUCAUGAGAGGGAACAUAACGGCAGCCAUGGAAAUUUUUGACAACUUGCGAAAGCAGGAGGAGCUGCAGAGCAUUCUCAGUCGAGUUGAAGAGAUUGAAAAGGACACGAGCGAGGUUGACGUAAGGUCUCUGAGGGGAGUAUUUGAGAACGUCCCCGACUGGGUUGUCAGCUCUGAAAAAAAGAAACAAAAAAAAGUAAAUGUACAAAACAAAGAAGAGAGGAUGCCAUUAACGAGAGACGCGGAAAGCAAGUCGUCAAUGGCACAUGUUUUUGGAGAUCUUGAGCGAGCCAGUGAGGAAAUCAUGAAUCUAAAAGAACAGACUUUAGCCAGACUCAUGGACAUAGAGGAAGCCAUAAAGAAGGCUCUUUAUUCUGUCUCUACUUUGAAAUCUGACUCAGAUAUUGCUGGUUUAUCAUGCCUGUUCAAAGAAUCAUUAGGGACAGCGCAAGGAUCCCCAUCCUCUGGUAACAUUAGCAAAAUUAGCAUCGGCUCAAGCAGAACAAAAUCACUGCAGACGCAGGGAAGCCCCACAGCACAGGCAAACACAGCUUGGCCAGAUACCAAGAGAGCUAGCACUGAAGAAGCCUCUGCAAAGCAACGAGCAAGUCCUCCAUCUUCACCUGCCUUCAUUUCCAUCCAGUCAGCUGUUAAAAAGAAAGAUAAAACAGAGGCGCUUCCACCAGAGACCACAAUCUGCCCGACAUGUCACCACAGUCCAAAGACGGGGGAGAAGUUCCGCACGACAAAAACUCUGACAUGCAACAGCCCUGCUCAAAACAGAAGAGGGGACCCCAGAAAAGGAGGUCAAAAACAAUCCUCUUACAGCCCCCUUACCCCUAAACGAGAGCUCAGUGUGCUCGAGGUGCAUAGUGACCGUGAGGUAAACAGCAUUAUGGGCACCAAAACGGUCACAGAGAACUAUGAGAGGACUGAUAGCCUUGGAAACCGGUUUUACUCUUCCAAAACCUCCACUGUUGUCGCUGCUCAGCCAGAAACGACAACAUCCACGAGUCAAGCAGCGGUCAGUCCGGCUACGUAUCAGGUCACCAAGUACCCAGAAGUUCGGCUACCAAUCAAUCGGAAACCCUAAAUAAUUCACAGACAGGUGCAGUUUGUGACAGAGUAGCUAAGUGUUGGACGUGUUUUACAUUUUUCGAAUUAUAAAGUUAUGUACAUAAUUUGAUUUGCUUGGUUAUGAAUUAUGUUGUUCAUUACUGCUUGUUUAUUUAUAAGAGGUUAUCAUUAGUUUAAGAUCUUAUUGAUGUUUGAGGAUUUAUUUUUAGCUUGCAGUCUCUAUACUGUUGAAUUUGCAUUUGAAAUGAAAUAUACAUUAUUGGUUUUCAUUGAUGCUUUUGUGUUUGUUGUUAUUAAUCCUUAUUAUUGUCGAAAUCUUUCAGUUUCAACCAGCCCGUCGAGAGAUGUGU
Molecule: messenger RNA, 5239 nt
Organism: Chelmon rostratus (copperband butterflyfish)
Lineage: Eukaryota; Metazoa; Chordata; Actinopteri; Chaetodontiformes; Chaetodontidae
Product: xin actin-binding repeat-containing protein 1
Exons: 3
Coding region: 1-4905 (1634 amino acids)
Biological process (GO): actin filament organization; actin cytoskeleton organization
Cellular component (GO): focal adhesion; stress fiber
Molecular function (GO): actin filament binding
Source: RefSeq, a predicted model, not a curated record